Molecule: messenger RNA, 1445 nt
Organism: Eublepharis macularius
Lineage: Eukaryota; Metazoa; Chordata; Lepidosauria; Squamata; Eublepharidae
Exons: 2
Coding region: 57-881 (274 amino acids)
Source: RefSeq, a predicted model, not a curated record
CUCUGUGCCGAGGCUGUCCUGACAAGUGAAGUGAGAGUCUGACUGAAGCUGGAAGGAUGGAGCACAGCCUGGGCAGGAGGCCCCUGGAGGUGAAAUGGACCUUCCUCUUGGCGGUCACUUUGCUUCUGCCAGGAGUGACAUCUAGAGCCCUUGACUCAGAUGCCAUAACACUCCCCAGUGUGGAUUUAACUAAGCCUGAUGAUACCGUGGAAGAUCAUGAUUCUGAGGUACUGACUUAUGCCAGACGAGACAUCAACAAGACAGAAAUCACUGACUUGGAAGGUUCUCCAGUGGUUAAUAAUAGAACAGAAACAGAUGACGAAAAAGAUGAAGAUGAGGCUCUUGCCUUAUUUAGCCUUAUUGUCAAGAGAGCUAUUGAGGAAGAAGAAGACCAAGGAGACAUGGAUGACAGCGAGGCGGGCAAACCGGAAACAAGUUCAGUUGAUGAAGAUAAAUUUUCCAUUUCUGAUUUGCCCAAACUCUUAAAGCCCUUGAUAGAUGCCUUUUCUGACUCAUCAACUUCUGAAGCUCCCUCGAAAGAUGAUUUUUUGUCCUGGUUUCCUAGCCUAAAAGACCUCUUUGAGCCCACCAAGCCUAGCGGAAAUGAGGCGACAAACGGCGCUGCUCGAGCAGGAAGACGGUCCAGCUUUUCUACUGCCUGGGAGCCUUCUCCGCAAGCAUCUCCUUCCUCUGCACGGCCACCAGAACCUGAGAUCCUUCCCUCCUCUGAGCUCGAUGACUUGAUUGCUACUGCUCCAACCAUAACUAGGCCUCCUACAACCAUAACAAAAAAAAACCCAGUACCCAUUUCUAAACGCCCCAUAACAAUCCAUCCCCCAGAUGACUCAGAUUCUGAAGAGGAUUCAGAGAUGGAUUCUUAAGCAGGAACUCUUCUCGAAGAGUGGCAGUUAAAGCAGGGGGGCCAUGGGGGCGUCUUUGUCCCUCCCUGUAUUUUAGAUGACUCCUUCCACUUUCGGUUGGAGUCAUUAAGAGGUAUAAAAAAUAAUCACACCACAAACACUUUUUAAAAAACAUCCAGAUUUCCCACAGUCUAAUCUUUAAUAUAUCUAAGAAGAGAUCUUUGAACCUUGCUGUGACUCUGCACUCUCCUCAAUCCAAAAUGGCAUCCAAGUGCGGAAAUCCAGUCAAAUGAAGCCAGGUUUGAGGGGUUCUGUUCCUAAUUCUGAUCGGAUUUUAAAUGGCGGGAAGAAGGAUAAAAUAGAAAAAAUCAAGGGUUUUUUCUUGCCAUUUGAGGUUGAGAGGUGUAGUGGGCUAGUUUGGUGAAUAGAAAGUAAAAAUUUCAUUGACAUGAUCCCCUAGCAUGAUCACCAGCUCUGACCAUAAUAGUUUGUGGAUAUAGAACAUUUGACUUCUUGGUCAUUGUUUGUUUGAUUUUUUGUAAAUAAAGGGACUUCACUUUCAAUAAAAGUUAUAAAACAUAAAAA